Molecule: messenger RNA, 1595 nt
Organism: Oryzias melastigma (Indian medaka)
Lineage: Eukaryota; Metazoa; Chordata; Actinopteri; Beloniformes; Adrianichthyidae
Product: homeobox protein engrailed-1
Exons: 2
Coding region: 39-1070 (343 amino acids)
Biological process (GO): regulation of transcription by RNA polymerase II; multicellular organism development; neuron differentiation
Cellular component (GO): nucleus
Molecular function (GO): DNA-binding transcription factor activity, RNA polymerase II-specific; RNA polymerase II cis-regulatory region sequence-specific DNA binding
Source: RefSeq, a predicted model, not a curated record
AUCGCUGCGUCCCGGCCCGCUGACUCUCCACCGGACUGAUGCGAGGAGCGGUUCGGCCGUCAGAGCAGCGAGCACUGCGGGGAGCCGCCGACCAUGACGCGCCGGAGCCGCGGCGCGCUGCCUGGACACCCGCGCAGGUUCUAGUGGUUCUGAUUGAUUUGGGUCCAAACUCCGAGCCCCGCUACAAAGUGGCCCGACGGAACCGGAGCAGGCUCCCCGGACACACAGCGAUGGAGGCGCAGCGGAACCGGAGCGGUUCGGACAGCAGCGACCCGGAGAGCGAGUCCCCGGCCCGCAGCCUGCCCUCCCCGCCCACGCAGGCCCAGCAGGCCCACCGAACCACCAACUUCUUCAUCGACAACAUCCUGCGGCCGGACUUUGGCUGCAAGAAGGAUCCGGGUCUGGGCGCGCGGGACCGGGCGCACACAUCCGGGCGGCCGCGCGCUCACCCGCUGCUCAGCAGGCCCAGCCUUCCCGGGACCCCGAACCAGGACUCGAACUGCAGCAGUGACAGCUCCUCGUCCUCCUCCUCGUCGGUACACAGUCCGAAGAAGAGCGACGGCGGCGCCGCGGGGCCCGAGGGCGACGGCGUCAAACCGGAGGAGGGCGGCCAGGACCGGGCCGCGGACGGAACCGCCUCCCCGCUGGCGGCUCUGAAGGGAACCGCGGCGCAGACGCAGGAGAGCCAGCCGCUGCUGUGGCCCGCGUGGGUCUACUGCACCCGGUACUCGGAUCGGCCGUCAUCUGCAGGUCCACGGACGCGGAAACUGAAGAAAUCCAGGAGCGGCCGGGAGGACAAGCGGCCGCGCACGGCCUUCACGGCCGAGCAGCUGCAGCGCCUGCGCGCGGAGUUCCAGGUGAACCGGUACAUCACGGAGCAGCGGCGGCAGGCGCUGGCGCACGAGCUGCACCUGAACGAGUCCCAGAUCAAGAUCUGGUUCCAGAACAAGCGGGCCAAGAUCAAGAAGGCCAGCGGGCUGAAGAACGGGCUCGCGCUGCAGCUGAUGGCGCAGGGCCUCUACAACCACUCCACCACCACCGUGCACGAGGAGCGCGAGGACAGCGACUGACCUGCGCGCGGCGCGGGCUCAGCGCGGGUCCCGGGCGGGCUCAGCUGACCUGCAGCCGAAAAACCAAAGAGUUCUAACAGAUGUGCAGCACGCACGCGCGGCGUGUUCCGCUGGAGCGUGAAGGAGGAGCAUCCCCGUUAAAGACUUUUCUUGGACCAAACGAACUGCCGGAGCGGGCCGAACGCGCGCUCUAUGUUACUGGUUCCGGUUUGGUAAUAAUGGAAUAAGAACACCCGAACAGAACCUCAAGAGACAGCAGAAUAUUCUACAGAACUCGGGCCGGGAGUUCUGAACGGUUCACGUUUACGCACAGAGUUCAGGGGGAAAACUCAAGCGCGCGCCUUCAGAACCUCCUGCACGACUGAUGGGUUCGGUCUGCAGUUCAGGUUCUGGGCCAAGCAGCCUGUUCCGACCCAAAGUAUUACGGUCAUUAUAAGACUGAAUGGAGCCGAUGGGACCCGCAUGGACUGGACCGAGUGGGUCUCCGGUUCUGUACGAAUUUCCAAUAAAGCUUUUGUACUGAGA